Molecule: messenger RNA, 1809 nt
Organism: Linnemannia hyalina
Lineage: Eukaryota; Fungi; Mortierellomycota; Mortierellomycetes; Mortierellales; Mortierellaceae
Source: the annotation of a GenBank genome assembly
AUGACCUACAACACCUUCAUCUCCAUCCCCGAACUGGUCGCAUGUCUCACCCCACUCAUCACCCGGCACGACCUCAUCCAGCUCGCACGGAUCAACCGCACCUUCCACGCUGUCUGUACUCCCUUACUCUGGCACACCCUCGACCUCAAAGACAGCACCGUUCUCUCUCGCCUCCUUGUCUCGCCCCAUGGACUCCGCGCCAUUGGAACCCACGCCCAUCUUAUCUGCGCCGUUGCAUGGAGACCUAACUUUUCGUGGUACUACUUCCGUGCUCUCUGGGUUUACUUCAACACCACCUUCCCUUUGCCAUCCGAACACAAGGCCAUAUCGACUACCGUCCUCGCUCAAAGGCAAUGGGGCAAUCUGGAGUACUCGCCUUUCUCGUUCUUGGUUCCCCUCCCGCCUCUACUUGGUUUGUCUCGGCUCAAGGCUUGCAUGACCAUGUACCCCUCGGACACUCUGAUGCUAGGUGUACCGAGCUACAGCCUUGACAACCACCUCCACCAAAUCAUGUGGCUGGUUAGACUCAAUGGUGCAACCUUAACCCAUCUGAGUAUCACACAACUGAGCCUGAUAUGCGUCCGGGUGGUUAGGGAUAUCUCCAGAACCAUCUCGCAGCUCUCUUGUCUCCGAGUGCUAAAGUUGAAAAUACAGCCUGUACAUUCGCUCACUCGUGAUGCAUUCGAGUCUCUAUUUUACAGCUGCCCCGCUUCCCUGGUCGACCUUAAGAUCGCCUACCAGAUUUCAAGAGAAACGUUUUGGUUCAGUCGCGAUCCGGUUGUGGGCAACUGGGAUUAUGAUCAAGGACCUCUUAUCCUGCGCGGCACGCCACUGCUCCAUCUCAAGAGUCUUGAUAUCCCAGCGAUGCCGCUUCAAGACCUGGCUCAGGUUUACGGCACCGUGCUUGGACAGUGUCCUGCUCUCGAGUCCCUUGAGUUACCCAAGCUGGGUCAACUUACCGACGAUAUGCUAUUUGUCAUUGCGUCCAUCAGUGAGUUGUGUCCACGGAUCUCGGCCCUAUCCUUCCCAGAGGGCUGCUUUGCCGAGCAUGUGAUGAUGGUUCUUGAAACGCUUCCUGAGCAACAACUGAAGAAUCUUUGCUAUAGUUCGUACAACGAUCCGGAUCCGGAACCGAUGAUCACGACAUGGACUCGACACUCCAUGACCCUUCGGCGGAUAGAGUUCACUCAUACGAGUCGCAUCCUGAGCUCAGUUAUCCAGGCGGCGUUGACGACUUGUGAGGGGCUGGAGGUCCUUAAUGUGACGUGUAAAACAGGCUCGGAGAGAGUGUGUCUGAUCUUUGCGAAUGCGAUCGAGUCCGAGUGGGUCUGCAAAAGGAUUCGAGAGCUGGUGAUGAAUGUCUGGAUCACGUCGAGCGGAAUGAACCCAUCUUACAUGGAGGACCCGACCAAGGCCACUUGGACAGAGGAGAAUUGGCGCCAUUGGGAGGACCUCGGCAAGUUCUAUUCCCAGAUAGGGUCCUUGACCCGCCUCGAGAUCCUGGACUUGCGCGCCGUAGGGAAGAUUGACACCCCGCCUAACUACAACACGCAUCGGGAGUACUUUCUCUCGCCCACUGAGACUUGUCUUCCUGGACUCUUGGCGUUGGAGGAUGCAGAGAAAGGCAAGAUUGGGUACUUGGGCAAACUAGCUGGGUUAACGAGGCUACAAGAGCUGAGAGGGUCGGUGGUAUGGACACAGACUGAUAAUUUGACGAUGAUUGGGGAGAAGGAGGUGGAUUGGUUUGUGAACCAUUUGCCGAGUCUGGAGAUGGCUACUUUUGAGAAGAAGUUUAGCAAGGCGGCCUAG